Messenger RNA from Trachemys scripta elegans, 8260 nucleotides. RefSeq names its product cAMP responsive element binding protein 5 (gene CREB5). The record is from RefSeq and is a predicted model, not a curated record. The transcript is spliced from 11 exons. NCBI's taxonomy places the organism in Eukaryota, Metazoa, Chordata, Testudines, Emydidae. Gene Ontology annotation, biological process: regulation of transcription by RNA polymerase II. The coding region runs from base 242 to 1747 and encodes 501 amino acids. Gene Ontology annotation, molecular function: DNA-binding transcription factor activity, RNA polymerase II-specific; cAMP response element binding.
UAGCAAUGACACCUAAAUUGGUCCUGCCACCAAUUCCUGGUGUAACUUCAUUGACUUCAGUUGAGUUAGGCCAGGAGUGUCUGAUCCAAAGAUCAUUGAGGUCAUGGACCUGAUCCACCACAGCUCAUCGAGAUCAAUAACAAAUUCGGCCCAUAGAGAUUUUUAGCCAUGAGGACAGUCUGGGAUCUCUGCAGUCUGGAGGAGAGACGGCUUACUGCGGUGUAUUUAUGAGGAAUCAAAGAUGAACUUGGAGCAGGAGAGGCCUUUUGUCUGCAGUGCCCCAGGCUGCUCACAGCGUUUUCCAACAGAGGAUCAUCUGAUGAUUCACAGGCACAAACACGAAAUGACUUUGAAGUUUCCUUCAAUAAAAACAGAUAAUAUGUUAUCAGACCAGACUCCUACACCAACCCGAUUCCUGAAGAACUGUGAGGAAGUGGGCCUCUUCAAUGAUAUUGACUGUUCCUUAGAACACGAGUUUAGAAAGGCACAAGAAGAAGAGAACAAUAAAAGGAAUAUCUCGAUGCAUAACACAGUCGGAGGAGCAAUGGCAGGACCCGGAACCCACCAGCUCACGAAUACUAGGAUGCCAAACCAUGACACCAGCGUUGUGAUUCAACAAGCCAUGCCAUCUCCACAGUCCAGCUCGGUCAUAACACAAGCACCUUCCACAAACCGACAGAUUGGGCCUGUCCCAGGUUCUCUGUCUUCACUACUACACCUACACAACCGACAAAGACAACCCAUGCCUGCCUCUAUGCCUGGCACCCUGCCCAAUCCUACCAUGCCUGGAUCUUCUGCAGUACUAAUGCCAAUGGAGCGACAAAUGUCAAUGAACUCCAGUAUCAUGGGGAUGCAAGGCCCAAAUCUCAAUAACCCGUGUGCGUCACCCCAAGUCCCUCCAAUGCAUUCAGAAGCCAAAAUGAGGUUGAAGGCAGCAUUGACUCAUCAUCCUGCAGCCAUGUCAAAUGGAAAUAUGAACACCAUGGGCCAUAUGAUGGAAAUGAUGAGCUCCCGACAGGACCAGACACCACAUCAUCAUAUGCACUCACAUCCACAUCAGCACCAGACACUGCCACCUCAUCACCCAUACCCGCAUCAGCACCAGCAUCCAGCACACCAUCCUCAUCCUCAACCCCAUCACCAGCAGAACCAUCCACACCAUCACUCCCACUCGCACCUUCACACACACCCGGCACAUCACCAGACCUCUCCACACCCACCACUGCACUCAGGUGGACAAGCACAGGUUUCACCAGCGGCACAGCAGAUGCAGCCCACUCAGACAAUACAGCCGCCUCAGCCCACUGGGGGUCGCCGGAGGAGGGUGGUGGAUGAAGACCCAGAUGAGAGGCGGCGGAAAUUUCUGGAAAGGAAUCGAGCGGCUGCCACACGCUGCAGACAGAAGAGGAAGGUCUGGGUGAUGUCACUGGAAAAGAAAGCAGAAGAACUCACCCAGACAAAUAUGCAGCUUCAGAAUGAGGUUUCCAUGUUGAAAAAUGAGGUAGCACAGCUGAAACAGCUAUUGUUAACACAUAAAGACUGUCCAAUAACAGCCAUGCAGAAAGAGUCGCAAGGAUAUAUAAGUCCUGAGAAUAGUCCUCCUGCAAGCCCCGUCCCAGCUUGCUCACAACAGCAAGUCAUCCAGCAUAAUACCAUUACAACUUCCUCUUCCGUCAGCGAUGUCGUAGGAAGCUCCACCCUCAGUCAGCUUGCCAGUCAUAGAACAGACAUGAACCCAAUUCUUUAAAACGGAUUGGUCAGAAACUGCUAUGGGAGAGUGGUAGCAUAAUCAAAUGUCCUUUGUGUUAAGGACAUUUUCAACACUAACUCAGCCCUGGAAGACUCCUCAGUCCUUGGAAGACUCUGGCUUUCAUUUUUAUAGUUAUUAAAAUAUGCCUUUUAUACUUAGUUACAAAAAGGGAGUUAUGCAAUUAAUAUGCUAUCAGCUUGGGAAAUGCUUUGGUGCUUUCUCCAAUUUUUUGGUACCAGUUACUUGUUUAUAAAUGGAAAUGUUUCUGUACAUAGUUGUGUUUCCUUCUUACCAAUCUAGCCCGAGGCCUCAGAAUCAUGGAGUUUUGUUAAACGGCAGCUUGUUAGCCAAAGUCAUACAUAGGUAACUAGGAAUAAUUAGGCUAUAUAGAUAUUCAGGGAGUCUGGUGAUAGCACAUGAGAAAGUGAGUUAGCUUUGCAAUAUCAUCAGAACCCCACUAUGUAUUCAGAACCUCUUUCAGAGAAAAGAAUGGUUUUAUAAUACAUGGAUAUCAGAACAAAUUCAAACCCAGGUAAUAUGCCCUUUUGUCUUGCUUUUCUCUUUCAUUUCCCUGUUGUCCCUCUUCUAUUUAAGCUCUCUCUUUUGUCCUUCAAUUGUCCUUGCAUCUUCCCUCUCUAAACUUCGUGGCUCUUUCUCCUUCAAGCUCCCCCCCUGUCUUCGCAUUCCAAGUCUCCCUUCUCCUUUUUUCUUCUGAGAAUACUAAUGAAGAAGAAAAGACUUCAUACCCAACCUAUAUUCCCCUCCCCCUUCCCUGUGGGAAAAAAAACUGUUGGCAUGGUCACUGCUUUCAAUAGCCCUUCACCCACAGCUGGGCUGCACUGAACUUUUGCUUUUUAAAAAAGAAAUAUGCAGGAGUUUAAUGCUCCUGAUUUAGUGUUUUAAUAAACAGUGAAAGUAGUUUAGCCACAGGUGAUGCACGAUUGAAAGCCAGCUGUGCUGGUGCUAGGGGGAAGGAGCCUUGCACGCUUCUGUUGUAAAUGUCCAUGGCAGAGUACAAGGAUAGCAAAUCACACCUGUUUAUUACAACUGGUUUUUUACACUGCCAAUUGUUAAUGUAGAAAAGCCAUGUAGUAUAUAAUAAUUCAGAAAGGUUCUACUCACUAAACCAGUGACAUUGUUUCAUCAUCAGCUGCUAAUAGCCUAAGAUUAAUAUUUCAUUUAUAGCCCAUUAAAUCAGUUUGACCAGUGAGGAAUAGGUUAUUGUUAACUACCAGGAAAAGACCAGUUCUUCACAGCUGAUCUUUUAAACAUAUGUGGGACGGAUCCUUAGCUGGCAUAGAUCAGUGUAGCUCCAUUCAUGUAAAUGAUGCUAUUAUGCUAAUUUAACUAGCUGAGGAUCAAUCCCAGGAUGACAUUAAAGCACUUUUUAGCUGCUGUAUGCUACAAGAAUGUUGUAAAGUCUGCUAUAUGCUGUGGGUGAAAUUUACCCUGUGCAGAAGGUCAGCACUUCUUACAUCCUAAUUAAGCCCAAUUUUGAAUGCUUAGGCCUUGUAGGCCUUGUACUGGCCCUCUGCACAGAGGUGACUUUCACCCUGAGAUAGUACCAGUCACAUAUGGGAAAUCAAACAUUAAGAGCACAGUAGAUAACAGCCAGUUAGUUAUAUUAUUUUUCAGUAUGUUUGGACCUGAUUCUGCUCCCACUGAAAUCAGUGGCAAAAAUCCCAUUGACUUCAAUGGGAGCAGGACCAGGCUCUUACUCUUUUGUGAUAAAUGUUCGUGACUGCAUUUUUUAAAAAACAAAUGCUAAUUAACAUUACUCCUGGCAAAUACUCUACUGAUAAACACUCUUCAUUCUCAAGCUGAGUUGUUUUCCUCAAAGGUCAUUUAAUUGUUUUUAGAGGAAUAAUAGUUUUUUAAAGGGUGGUUUUUAUUUAAAGAAACAACAACCAAACAAAUGAAGGCCUUUCCCCUCCACCCCCCACGAAGCACUGUAGUGAUUAGAGCCCAUUUUGGAAGGGAAAGCAAUCUCUAAGGAUCAUGAAUCAUCAUUUCUGAAUUCGUUUUUAUCUUGGUAACUCAGUUAACUUUUUAUCAGUAUUCUUAAACAACUCUCUUUCCAUUUAUGCAAAUAUUUUUGGAAGAAGAAUUUUGAGUGUACAGUAUAGAUCAUGACUUGAUUAUAUAGUCUAAGAACCAAAACAAUUAAGAAAAAAACAAAUAUAAAGGAUUUUCUAUUAUAUUUUAGCAAACAUAUACUUUUAAAAUGUUUUAAAUAUUGAAUCUGUAAUUCAUUUUUAAAGUCCAAUUGUAAUAGCUGAAUGGUUUUGCUUCCUCAUAGCUACUAAGGAAACUUUUGUUCAAAUAUACACCUUUAAACAUAAAGUUCCAGUUGAAGCUCCAUUAUAAAAAACAGCAGGUAUUAUCGGUCCAAAUUUCAUGCCUCACCAUCAAUCCCUGUCCCCAAAAAUGCCAUCAUAGUGUUAAUUUAGUUUUAACUUUUUUUUUUUUUUUGCAUGGAUAGCACUUAAAUACAUUAUAAAAGAACGGUUGAUAAUAUUAGAAACACAAAUGAGCUACACUGCACUAGAAUUCGGAUUUGGUUUUACUUUUGUUCAGACUCAGCUGAAAUAUUUAGCUGUUAAACUGAAAGCCUCUACAGUAAAAAAAAAAAAAAAAAAAAAUCUUGGCUGAGUUUUGUUAAAUCCAGCAACUUGACAGUUUGACUGAUGUGUAUUAUAUAUAGCUCAAUUAUGUCUUUUUUUAAUGCUAACUAGGCAAGCCAACCAUGCAUUUGCCUAAAUGUGUAAUUAUAAUUAACUGUCUCCUCGCUAUACUAUUGGCCUAUAGGUAUAAUUGUUAUUAGUGAUGUGGAAAUAAGUAAAGGAUGAAAGCUAUUUGCUAUUGCUUCUUGUAACUCUAAGUGCAAGAUUCACAGGCCAAAACAACAUGCAGCAUAUUGAUAUUAGGUAUAUCAGUAAAAGGACCAACCAUACCACUUACCUUUCAUUGCUCAACAAAUGAGCUUCCAUCAUGCUUAAAAUAUACUUGCUUUUUGGAGGACUGACCCUGCGGCCUUUAUUUAGGCAAGUAGUCCUUACAAGUCAUCUCACUGGAGACUCUGAUGUGGAAGGGCUGCAGGAACAGGGCCUAUGUCUUCUCCAGACAACAUCUCCUGUUCGUUUUUAAGUUCUGGUAUUCUAAAUCCAUUUUCUGUGCUGUUUCAUUUAAGGAUAAAUUCUAGUUUUCCCUGGGCUACUACUGGAGACUAUGUGUCACACCUGCCUUUCUUCAACCUAUUGCAGCUGUCAUCAAAGUCACUGCCAGUGAGCUAUCAGAACGGCUCCCCAGCCUUAUUUCAUGGGAGUUAACAGUACAGAUGGAUUAUCCUGGCCACGUUUCUCAUUCAAAAUGAAGCAUCCACAUGUUAAACAUUUCUAUGUUCAGCAUCACUCACUGUGUGACAUUGAAAAAGAGUAUGUUGGAAAGCCCAGCCAUGGAUGAAUGCAAUACUUUCCCCAAAGUGCUGUGUUGUGAUUCAAACAUUUCGUCCCCCUGAGUUAAUUUAUGCAAGCCAUAUUCAUAACACUGCCUGUGGGAGACAAGUAGUUUGUGUGCUAUCAUGUUGUGUUUCUAGGACAAUGAUGAUGAGGAGGAUGUAGAGAAUUUCUUGCUGUUUGGAGUUAAUUCAUGCAGUAUAACUAAAUGUAUGCAGCCCAUGUUCUGAAUAGUGGAAAGUCAAUGGUUCAAUUUCAGGUGCUUACUUGCCUCAAUAUAUAUGGAUUUUAGCAUGUUAACUGAUCUUGUCCUGUUAACUAACAAAACCAGCUGUAACUGUUGUCAAAAACCUGUCUUUUGGGGGAUUUGUAUUUUUUUAAGCAACAAUAUUAAGUGUUUAAAACAGCCUUUUAGUUAGCAUAGAGUGUGCUUUUUAGCAGCUAACAACACAUUUUUUAAAAAAAAAGUAUAUAGUGAAUUUAUGAAAAUUCAUGAGGACCAAAGCAAAAUUUAAACAGGAAUCUAUUAAUGUAGUAUUCACAUAGAAUUUUAUAAAGUAUUUAUUAAUAAAUGUUAUUUUAACACAUUCCAUUUGAACAGUAUUCUUGUAUGGAAUCUGGUUUUUUUUAAAGUUACAAUAUUAGUUUUGCAAUAAACUACUCUAGGUGAAUGUGUAUCGUAAUCUUUUAGGGUCUCGAGCGGAAGUCAUCCAUCUAAGAUGGAAAGGUUUGCUGAGGUCUAUUGUACAGAAAUUCCUAGGAUUAAUUGUUUUCUUUAAAGCAGCAUCUGCUUUUUGUAACAACAAAAGUUAUGAACUUACACUUGUUUCCUCUUUUUUUGAAAAUGCUGUUCUCUCAUUUUAGAAAGCACAGGUAAGCUAAAGGGAAAUAAUACAUAAAACUGGAAAGCCUGUCUUUACUAGGAUGAUUAUAUAUCACCAAUGGAGAUCUAAUGCCAUUCUUGCUUCUUUUCUAAUAUUACAUAGUGAGUUGCACUAUACUGCCUUACCAUUGCCCCUUCUGGCUUUUACUAAGCAGUGUUGAGUAGCUUAGUUUAGACCAUUGAAGCUUCAUUAUAUAUCAGAUAAAAUGAUUGGAGGGGGAAGAAAAACUAUUUUAAUUUGUAUAAAUAAAAACUAAACAGUGCCUAUAAAACAAAACCAGUUACGACUAAUUCAUAUCUCAGUUCUACAUUUCAGUUAUUUAUAUUAUUUUACAAUUGCACUUUAGCUCUCGCUCUCUUUCUCGCUCUCCCUUAUUGAAUCAUUUAAACAUUUGCACCAGAUACAUUUAUAUGCUUUCCCUGUUGGCAUAUCUACCGUUUGUCUGUCAGACCCGCCCAAAUGGAGGACGGCUAAGAGAAGCUGAGUGCAGCCAAUCUGCAACAUGACUUAGACUUUACACCUUCUUCAUGAUGGUAUAUAAAUGUUUUAUUAUGCAAAGUACGUGAGGCAGCAUCAAAGGUAUAUUUACUUAUAGUUUAUCUCAUCCUGAGAACCAAAGUGUCCUGUAUACUGUAUGGCAGGAGACUGGCUCUUUUGUGCAUUAUACUGCCCUUUGACUGUUGUCCAGCCCACGGUAGCUAUUGAUCUGCAGCGACAACAAUGGCCAUACAAUGUGCUUGAAUUUUAAGUCCAUAAAAUAUAAUGUUGCCUCGUAACUUAAUAGGGGACAGCACCUUUAAAAUAAAAAAAGACUAAAACCUAAGAACAAACAAAAGGAAUAAAAAUCUCCUGUGGAAAAAAGCUCAUUCAUCUGAAGUAGUCACCAAAGAUGAUAAAGUUUGUGUUCACGUGUGACCCCUUCCUACUGCUUGUGGUUAUCUGGUUUUUAUCACUGGCUUUAUGCUUGGAGCUAAAUUGCUUUCCAGGGCUUGUUUUCUCUUCUGUAAGUCUUCCAUACCUUUCAAAACUACUUUUCAGCAAACUUUAAAGACAAUGUAAGGCUGAAAUGUCAGUGUGGGCUAAAAGAUUAAUUCUCUGCAUGGGAAGUCUAUCCCUUUCCAAGGUUUUCCUUGGCUAGGAAUCAAUAAUUAUGAUCAGUUAUAGUUAGACCAGUGUGUAAUAUCUGGUAUACAGGAUCUGUAGGCCCAGUCUUAAUGCAAGCUAAACAUUGUUUAUGUUAAGUUUUAUGAUGCAGAACCAUUUCAAAACCUUUGUAUUAUUUUAUAAUGUAGCGUUGGCCUUUUGUCACAUCUCUAAACAAAAUAUUAUCCUCUGAGUCUGCUUCACACAUUGAAAAUUGUAGCUUUCCAGCGAUUGCAAGAAAAAUAACAAGAGGAGGGGAAAACCAGUGUUGAUAGUAAAGGGAAAUUUUGAGGGGAAAUGGAUUUUCCAUCCCUCUCUCCCUGGAGCCUGCUAAAAGAUCCCUGGCAGUGACAACUUUUACCACGGCUCAGAAAGAUACUUCUGAAAGGCAAACCAUUUCUGCAGCCCUUCCUCGGGCAAAACUCAAUGAUGUUGAUUGCCUGAGUAAGGACUUCAGGAUUGGGACCCAGGUACUUCCCAAUCCAUAUUCAUGGGCUUCCCCUCCAUAUAUUGCUCAAUUUAAACACUGAUCAGUUGUUUCUUUUAAAUAUAGUUACUAUACAAGAACAUUGAUUUUUAAAGAAACUUUUAGCACUGCUUGGAGUAAGCCUAAACUAUGGAAGUCUAUAGGUAUAUAUUAAAAAAAAAAAAAAAAAGGUGCUGUCACUUUAAGUUUUGGGCUUGAGGUUGUUUGUAUUGUACUAAAGGUUUUGUGUUUGUCUGUUUGUUUUAUUCUGUAAAGUAACCACCUUCCUCACUGGAAGGAGAGAAUUUUUUUUUUUUUUUUUUUUUUGGUACAUAAGUGUAAAUACAUGCUGCGGCAUUUAAUAUGUUUAAUUUUAUGUUACGCUUUUUGUUGCGUCCUGAACACAUUUAUUGUUACAAAUGGACAAUGCGUUCAUUGAAACUGUUCAACUAGUUCAGAUUUUUACAUCUCUUUCUAGCUAGAAGAGACAAGAUUUUGUGCAUUUGUACAAAUGUUAAUAUCACUGCAAUUCCAAUAUAAUAAAGCACUCAAAUGCAAAUAC